CCGGUACUCCCGCCAUAACACACCGCGUCUUCUGAUCACCGAACAACUCCCUCAAGUUGAACCCGACUCAUACUACCUUCCGACAUCUUCGUGAUACUUUCUUGCAUACCCUCAACAACUGGGGUCAAUUCCAGAGCACAUCCCGGUACUCGUUUCUCUAGCAAUCAUCUCUCUUCGAUCAGCUAUCAUGGCGGACGAUGGUGCCUCUCCUCGUGAGCUGGUGGUGGAAGCCUGUCGACGGGACCAGCCCCAUUUGAUUGAGCAGGUUCUCGAGGGCAUGGAAGGGAAAUCGAACGAACAAGUGGCCGAGUUCUUCAACGGCGUGACGGACCCAUUAGGGAACCAUGCCCUGCACAUCUGUGCGACAUACGGAAGCUAUGACACCAUGGAUUCUCUCUUCGAUAUCCAAUACUUCGAAUGUGACCCUCUCACCCGCCUCGACAAAGACACCCCUCUCCACGUCGCCGUGCGCUACGCCAACGAUAAGGAUCCCGAGCUAGGCCUGGAAAUGAUCAGUAUGAUGUGCGAAGCUGGAUGCGACCCCCGGGUCCGAAACAAGCACGGACAGAAGCCCGCCGAGCUUGUGUACAACAACCCGGAGAUCAAGUCGACUCUACAGCGCGCCGAGUACGUCCUCGCCGAGGGUCUGAGAGAAGAUGCGGACAACGGCUCUGCUCAUGGCAGCGCUAGUGACAGCGAGUAAAAGAACGCAGGGAUCGUAUAGCCGUGACCUUGUAUCACAUCUUCUUUCUGUCUCUUUCUCACUCUCUUUUCCCAUAGAUAUACGACCGUGAUGAAUGGCUUUUUUUUGGUUUCGUUUCUUUUCUUUCGCAAUACAUAACGCUCGAUGUAUUGGUUGAAUGAUAUUUCGAGCGUUGACAUGUCGAUAUCGAGUGCAGGUUCCCGGCCAAUUGUAUUGUAGAUUCCUGAAAAUGGUGGUUCAUGUAGGCCUUGUUGGGGAGUUUAUAUAAGGUAUUUUUCAUUUCGG
Molecule: messenger RNA, 988 nt
Organism: Aspergillus steynii IBT 23096
Lineage: Eukaryota; Fungi; Ascomycota; Eurotiomycetes; Eurotiales; Aspergillaceae
Product: ankyrin repeat-containing protein ANK1
Exons: 3
Coding region: 188-703 (171 amino acids)
Molecular function (GO): protein binding
Source: RefSeq, a predicted model, not a curated record